Messenger RNA from Parasteatoda tepidariorum (common house spider), 803 nucleotides. It is a transcript of the gene Polr3G, whose product is annotated as RNA polymerase III subunit G. NCBI's taxonomy places the organism in Eukaryota, Metazoa, Arthropoda, Arachnida, Araneae, Theridiidae. The record is from RefSeq and is a predicted model, not a curated record. Gene Ontology annotation, cellular component: RNA polymerase III complex. Gene Ontology annotation, biological process: transcription by RNA polymerase III.
AUUUGCACUCAAGUUGGACAGAAAUAAGCCCCAAGUAUACGGUUUUGUUUUUCUUGGGUUCCAUGGUUUCAUGAUGCAUGAAACAAGUCGACUUGCAAAUUAUCUGCGAAUUCUCUCUUUUGUUUAAAAAUUUAAUUAAUUAAAUCGAUGGCGGGGAGAGGGAGAGGACGAUUUCGAGGAUCUUUUCCUGCUCAAGAUGCGUGUCCUGUCAGUCAACCACCUCCCACUUAUCCACCUCUUCAAUUCAAACCUGUACCAUUGCUUACUGGGAAGAAAAUAGACUACCUUGUGACACUGAAGCAGGAAAUUAGAUCCUCUUUUCGUGAAUCUGGAUAUUUUAUUCCACCCGUAUCUGUUAAAAAAGAUAUUGAGAGAUACACUGAUAAAUACCAACCAAUUCAUGCUGCUGAUCAGAUUGUAUGGGAUAAAAGCCUUUUCCCACGUGAACUUUUUGAAAAGCCAAAAAAAAAGAGAAAAAUUGUGAAGAAACCUAUUGUGAAAAAAGAGACUGCAGUCGUAGAAAAAUUGCAGGCACUGGAAGAGAAAGAGAACACUCUUGAUCCCGAUGAGGAAGAAGAAGAAGGAGCAGAAAAUGUUGAAGAAUAUGAAGACGAAGAAAUGGAAGAGGAGAACGACUAUGCAACUAGUUAUUUUGAUAAUGGUGAAAACUACUUGGAUGAUGAAGAUGAUAAUUUGGACGAUGGUUACGAGUAAUAUGCGUUGAUUGUUAUUUAUAAAACAUUUUUUGUAAAUAUCAGUUGUGUUUUAUUUUUAUGGUAAAAUAAAGCAUGCAUUUUAAGUUA